Molecule: messenger RNA, 4258 nt
Organism: Paramuricea clavata
Lineage: Eukaryota; Metazoa; Cnidaria; Anthozoa; Malacalcyonacea; Plexauridae
Source: the annotation of a GenBank genome assembly
AUGCAAAAGAAAUACGAAACGUUUUACAGUAAAACAUUGUUUGAAACACGUGCCGAAAGAAUGGUGUCAAACUUGUUAUUUUUAAACUUUCUCUUAUAUUUUCUACCUUCUGUUACUCAAGCUACAUUAUGUGAAGAUAUAAGUGGUCGCUGGGUCAAUACGCUGGGUUCAGAGGUGGUUAUAGAUCAUUUACAGAGUGGGGUAUUACGUGGAAAAUAUUACACGGCAGUGAGUUCGACACGUGGGGAACUCCCUGGUCAUGAGAUAGUUGGUAGGUUGUUUUAACCAAACUAAAGUCAGCAAUAAUCCUCGCAUUAACUAGUUUAGUGGAACUUCUCAGAUUUACGAUUUUUUUUAUAUUUGAAGCCCCCGACUGUAAAGUUUUGGCUUUGGAGGAAACCAUUUUCCUGCGCAAAAAUUCUUGCUAUAUAUGUAAAUCUGCGCAAAAUUCCUCAAUUGUAAAAUACUGCAAAUAAUUUCUGACACAUCUGCACAAAAAUUACCUGUGCAAAAUAAAACUUUUCAGUCAAUUAACACAAGUGAAAAGUAGAUAUACUAACUUGGUGCUACAUUAUGCACCUAUCAAUGUUAACCCCGAGGGAGGGGGGGUCGGGCAAGGGGAGUGGGGCGGGCAAGGGGUGGGGAUUUGACAUUUUUACAAAAAAAAAUGUCAAAUGCCACUCCCUCAGGAGAACAUUCCUGGGCAAAAUUCCCCACCCCAGGAUGAAAUUGUAUUCCUGAAGUAUUUGGUUUCUGGUGCACUCUAUAUGUCAGGUGAUAGGGAAAUUACACAAAUACAUUUGGCGGUAUAAUUUAAAAGUAUAACAAAUAUAAAGAACGUUUCAAAAUAACUUAAAAUACUCAUUAAUAAUUCAUAUACCUUGCGGCAAAUCAUGUCAGCCAUAUUAUGUCACGUGAAGUGAGUUUAUAAUAUCUGAUAAAACACUAGCCUGUGUUCCAGUCCGCUACACCACGGUGUAAUAGACUGGAACACAGGCUAAUAAAACACAGUAUUCUUAUAUAAUUAUAUUGUCAGUAUCUUAUAUAAUUGUUUGCCCUAAUUAGUAUUCUUUUGUAGUUGUAUUUUAAGUUGUGCGCCUCGCGUUUGAUAUCUGAUAAAACACACUCUUACUUGUGUUUUAAAUAGUACAUAAUGUGAACUUUUAACAUAUAAGUAUAAAUCGAUAUUAAUAUAAUUAUAAAAUGGCUUAUAGGUGUUUAUUUCUUGUCCAGAAAUCUCCAUAUUUCUUGUAAAAACAACACGCGAGACAGCGAGCGAUAAACUAGUGCCCAGUCUUCAGUUUGUUCCCGACUCUUCCACAGUCCCUCGUUACAUUUUAGUGCGGGAGGAUAUGCCCGUUCGCGGGUUAGGCAUUGACAGCUACAACGCGGGCGACUGGGGACGAGUCAGAGUUUGUUCUAAAAUUGGCUCAGGUUUCUUCAGUAUAUCGUCCGACAUCAGUGUUAAUCUGUCAAAAAUCCCAACCCUGGGCCACUUAGAAAAAAAUCCCCCCCUUUGCCCGACCCCCCCCCCUCGGGGUUAACAUUGAUAGGUGCAUUAAAAAAGAGUUAUCCAUGCUAUCAAGGACUAUUAACAUAAGUUUUUUUCUCCUAGGAACAUUACCAUACAACAAGCCAGGCUCUUCAUUUGCAUUUUCCGUCACAUGGAAUAAUGGAAGUUCAACAACUGUGUGGACAGGACAAUGUUUAGUGUGUAAUGGCAAAGCAACAUUAGAAACGACUUGGCUUUUAAGAUCUUUUGUUAAUUCUUGUAUUGACAAAUGGAAGUCUACAUGUAUAGGUAGCUUUACAACAUUUUAAAAAUCUUUGUCAGAUAGUUCAACACAAACCACGACACAAGGUGUUAGCCAGGAUUUCAAAAGUGGCCGUCCAAAAUAAUUUUGUGGGUGCGGCAACAUAUUUUUGUGGGCAUGGUCACAUGUUUUUGGGUGUGGCCGCAAUUUCCUGUUGUUGAGGAAUUGUGUUGUUUUAUUCGUUGAACCACAGUUAAUAGACCUAGACGUUGAACCAUUCUACUUUUAGUUUUAGAUGCACAUUUCCGCCAUUAAAUUAGUAAAAGCACCGACAUAUUGUAUGAUCACUACCGUAUCUGUAACGUGGCACUCGAGCGAUAAAGCGAUUGCUGUUUUUUAAAACAGCGGUUUCACAUUAUUCUCCUUGAUACUUCAUGCGAGAAUCAUCAAAAUGGUUACAAAAACAUGGCGCGUUUUACAAAAAUAUGGCGCGAAGUAUUCAAGAAAUAUUACAAAGCUUGUAGGUUGCUAUUUAAAGAAAAUAUUCCCUUAGGCCGUCCAUGGCCGUCCAUUAAAAUUUAGCCGUCCAAAUUCAGAAGUGGCCGUCCAUAGGACGGUUGGACGGCUGCCUGGCUAACACCCUGCCAUGACAUAUUAUUGUACAAUACUACCAACACUGAACCACCAUGUUUGAGAUAUUUUAGGUAGUCUGGGUCAUGCUUUCUAACUUGUUUAUCGCAAAAAUUUAUAGGAAAAGAUGUCUUUGAAUGGAAGCUAACAACAGAGAAGGGUAUUCCUAAUCAAAAUUUAGAAACACCACAUAAAUCUACAGUAUCUAAGUGUGAUCUACAUGGCAUUUGGUAUAACAAUGUUGGUUCUGAAGUUAUCUUGAACCAAACAGAAUAUGGAGUAAUCAGUGGUGAAUAUCGUACUGCAGUUGAACGAGAGAAAGGCAGUGCUGGUGCAACUCACUCACUUGUUUACGGCUCCAGUGCUUAUGGUAAUCCAAAUACAACAUUUUCCUUGAUAGUUGUGUGGAGAGGUGGCGCAUCUGUGACAGGUUGGAUUGGACAGCGUCAUAUUUGUGAGAACAAUACAGCUAUACUGGAAAUGAGUUGGUUAUUAAGAAGUAAGGUUGAUAGUUGUGAUGAUGUCUGGAAAUCGACAAUGUUUGGUGUGAACAGUUUUACACGUCAUGAACAGAAAUUAGGACCAAGGAGGAAUCUGGGUAAACACACACCUAAUAGGGAUGGUGAAGAUUUUGGUGGUGGCUCAGCUAGUUUAAUCAUUUCAAAUAUUUUGCUUGUUGCAGCUUUAUUUUCUGCAUGGAUUGUACAUGACUAGCACAAGGUUCUAUCAAGCAACAUUAACAUGCAGUAGAUAAAGCUUAGUAAAAAAAUUAUUUCUGCUCAUAACAAAGGGGGACCCCCAGAUAUAAACAUGGCCCAAAUUUUGCAUCUUUCGAAUUGUUUUGAAUUGAAACGUAGAGUUUCUAUAUAUUUAUAAGCAUAGCGAACCAGAAAAGUGUUAGAUAUUCUGUUAGUAAGCAUAUCAUAUUUUACGAUUAUAGCAGUUCAAAACGUGGACGUCAUCUUUAAUCUUAUUUAAUUUGGGGUCCAAAAGGAUUGCUCAAGAGAAUAAUUAAGAAACUUAUAAGGUUAUUAAGACCAUUUAGUUAGAUUUUAUGAUUAUUUAUGCUAUAUGUUCAUUGAUAAUUGACUAUUAUUAUGGAUUAUUAUCAAUGAUAAUUAUUUAUUAAUUAUUGUUGAGUAGAUUAUUUUUUGAAAAUUAAUACAGUGAGUUGAAAAGCACAGCUGUGUUUUAUUAUGUGUCAUUUACUAAAGCUAAGGACUGGAGGCAUGGACCAGUUUGGAAUAUAAAUUAAACUUCAAUGAAAUUUUAAGAACUUUUAUUUUUUUCAAUGCGGAGUAGAAUUCACAGAAAAGAUGCAGCUCGACGUGCGCAAAAAGCGUAACAAUGCUCUCGUUGUAAAUUUGUGAUUCUACAAAAUGGAACUUAUCUCAAAACGCAACAAAUGAAACCAUUUCAAAGUUUGCCUUGUUUUUUCUGAUUGAUGAGUUUCGUCUCUUGGUUUUGUUUCCCGUUUAUUGCUCUUUGUUUCGCUUUCAUUCUUGCUUUGAGGUCACAGAAUCUUCAUGAGCGCUGUCCUUCAGAGCUUCCCGUACCAUCAUGGGGAUUUCUUUCUCAGCAGUCAAGUGUUGGGUGACGGCAGACAAGGCUGAUUCCACUUUGUCAUUGUGUUCAUGAAACAAAGGUCUGAUAAUAUUGGCGUACAUGACAUGAGAGCCAUUGGCCGUGAUAGGAGCCAUGCACCAGGCGAGGAAGAGAAAUUUCAGCAAGUAAUACAUGGGCAGCCACACAAGGAAAAUCUCCAGCACUAUUUCAAGAACAUUGAUUAUACUGUACACAAUCCAGUACAUCAGCCAAUGUUCUUUUUGCUGGCCAUGAAGAUUUUCUAAAAAAAUUAAGAGUAAAAGUUAACU